AUGGCGAUUUCAGAUCUUCCUAGGGAUUUGGUAGAGGAGGUGCUCUCUAGAGUUCCGGUGACAUCUCUGAGAACAGUGCGAUCUACUUGCAAAAAAUGGAACAUUAUAUCCAAAGACGAGAGCUUUACAAAGAAGCACGUUGGUCAAGCAAACGCAGCAGCAAGGGAAAGUGAGUUUCAGGUGGUAAUAAUGACGGAAUACAAAGUUUAUCUAAUGAGCGUCAAUCUCCAUGGCAUUCAAAACAAUGUUGAUCCAUCUAUAGAGUUUAAAUGUAAACUUAUCAGCCUAGAUGAUUCAGAUCGAAUAGUCGAUUUUCACCCAGUUUAUGAGACUGAAAUUUACAACUUUCACUCUGAUUCAUGGAAGAAUAUUGUUGAUUCCACUCCUGAAGGGGAUAUGCAAUAUUUUAAACAAGGCGUGUCUCUUAAGGGAAAUACUUACUGGUUUGCUAGAAAGUAUGUGAUCUAUGAAGGAGGACAAGAAGCAUGGGUUAGUUUCUUGAUUUGUUUUGAUUUUACAACAGAGAGAUUUGGACCGCGACUUACUCUGCCUUUUGACUAUUCUACAAAGGAGAGUGUGAGUCUCUUGAGUGCUAGAGAAGAGCAGCUUGUGCUGUUAUAUCACCCCUGGUUUACAAUGAUGAUGGAGAUAUGGGUUAGUAAUAAGAUUGAGCUCAAUGCGGUGUCAUGGAUAAAGUUCUUAGAGGUUAACAUGAUAACAUUCCCUCAUUAUCGGUUUAGUUUUCACCAUGUGAGUUUCUUCAUUGACAAGAAGAAUAAGGUUGUAGUGGUUUUGGAUAAAGACAAAGAGACGCGUUCUCGCAACUUAGGAUAUUUCAUUGGAGAUGAUGGAUAUUUCAAAGAAGUGGAACUGGGAGGAUCUAGAGACAGAAAUGGUUAUCCAUUUGUGUUCUCUUAUGUUCCAAGUUCAGUGCAAUUUUAG
Molecule: messenger RNA, 942 nt
Organism: Arabidopsis thaliana (thale cress)
Lineage: Eukaryota; Viridiplantae; Streptophyta; Magnoliopsida; Brassicales; Brassicaceae
Product: F-box and associated interaction domains-containing protein
Exons: 2
Coding region: 1-942 (313 amino acids)
Source: RefSeq, marked reviewed